Molecule: messenger RNA, 2372 nt
Organism: Drosophila subpulchrella
Lineage: Eukaryota; Metazoa; Arthropoda; Insecta; Diptera; Drosophilidae
Product: venom dipeptidyl peptidase 4
Exons: 6
Coding region: 116-2371 (751 amino acids)
Biological process (GO): proteolysis
Molecular function (GO): serine-type peptidase activity; dipeptidyl-peptidase activity
Source: RefSeq, a predicted model, not a curated record
UGCUUUUUAGCCGCGCCGCGGAGAGUUACGUGUUGUGGGUUACGCGGGUUUCGCCGGUUUUGUGGGCUGGUUAACAAGUGAUAUUUCAUCAAUUGGGUUUUUGGCGGCACUCAACAUGCACGUCAAAUCGCCACUGAUCACCGUCAUCUCUCUCCUCUUCAUCGCUGUUAGCCUUCGUCCAUCGUUGGGGGCGGUGAUCGGACGGGCUGAGGAGGGUAAUAAAACAGCGUGGGAACUAACGGAAGCCCUAUAUGGUACUUCAGGGCUCCGGACUUUCAAUGGCACCUGGAUAACAGAUGAGGAGUUCUACUACACAGCUUCAGACAGAUCUAUACACAAGUUUAAUGCGGCCACUAAGACAGACGUGAUCUUCCAAAACUCUUCAUUUCUGAACAACUAUGUGGGGGCCACCUUUUCACUGUCGCCCGAUAACACGAAGAUCCUGAUUCGGCACAACCUCACGGAGAAGUUUCGACACUCCUAUAUAGCGCAGUACGAUGUAUAUGAUAUUGAGAGCAAUACUAGCGUUCAGAUCCACAAGGGCGAGAAGCUGCAGUAUUGUGGAUGGUCGCCGCUGCGGGAUCGAUUGGCCUACGUCUAUCUGAACAAUGUGUAUAUUCACUUCAGCGAGGAUUCGGAGAUUAGCAUCACGGACGAUGGGGUGGACGGAGUGGUAUAUAAUGGAGUUCCCGACUGGGUCUACGAAGAGGAGGUCCUGAGCAGUGGAAGUGCCCUGUGGUGGUCGGCGGAUGGAACCAAGCUGGCGGUGGGUUUCUUCGAUGACACCGAUGUGGAGACCUUUAACUACUUCCUGUACGGUGACGGGGCAACCGAGUUCUAUCAGUAUCCGCAUGAGGAGCAUCUCAAGUACCCCAAAUCGGGCUCCAAAAACCCGCUGGUGAGCCUACGAGUCUACGACGUUACCGACAAUGAACCCACCAUGCAGCGCAUAGUGGCUCCCGUUGAAAUCGUUGGCACCGAUCACAUCCUGCAGAACGUUGUCUGGUCCAAUGAGACGCACCUGCUCAUAACCUGGAUGAAUCGUCGCCAGAACCUCGCCUCAAUUCAGAGCUGCAGCCACCAGGGCGUCUGUGCGGAGGUGAAGCGGCUGGAGGAGCCCCUCGGCUGGGUGGAUAUAAGCACGCCCAAGUGCUUCAGCACAGGCAAGAGCUGUAUCUUUGGUUACUAUAUAGACAACUGGUACCAGGUGUGGAACCUAGACCUCGAGACAGGGCUCAACAGUUGGCAGUCGCGCGGUAAUUUCACAGUUUUAUCCGUCUAUGGAUAUGAUGAAGCCAGGGAUAAGCUUUACUACCAGGCCACCCAGCCCGGAAAUCCCUCGGUGUACCAUGUGUUCAGCAAUGACGAGUGCCUCAGUUGCGAUCAAAUUGAUGUAGACGGUGAAGCCUGUCGCUCUGCAUCGGCUACCUUCAGCAAGUCUUUCUCAUACUACACACUCUCGUGCAAUGGACCCAAUCCUUCCUAUACGAGGAUCUUUGAGGCCAGCACAAAAACGAUGCAGGUCGACUGGGAGCCAAAUACUGCGUACCGCCAGCAAUUGCAGCUGAAAUUGCGCCCCACCUAUCGUUUCUUGAACGUAACCCUGGCCGAUGGAAGUAUUGGAGUGGCCAAGCUCGCCCUGCCGCCCAAUUUCGAUGAGGCCAAGAAGUAUCCGCUGAUCGUGGUGGUGUACCAGGGUCCCAACUCGGUGCGGGUAACAAAUGGGUUUACCCUGGGCUAUGAGGCCUUUGUCACAACAUCCCGGGAGACUAUCUACGCUUAUAUCGAUGGCAGGGGUACGGGAAACAAGGGCAAGGACCUGCUCUUCUCGGUCAACAAUAAUCUGGGCGAACACGAGGUCGAGGAUCAACUGUUUGUCACUCGCUGGAUGCAACUCAAUCUGCCCUAUGUGGAUGCCGAGCGUUGCGGCAUCUGGGGAUGGAGCUAUGGAGGCUAUAUGACGGCCAAAACUAUCGAGAAGGAUAACGAUCGUGUCUUCCAAUGCGGAGUUUCAGUGGCUCCAGUAACUUCUUGGCUGUAUUAUGAUACCAUUUACACCGAGCGCUAUAUGGGACUUCCAACGGAGGAGGAUAACUUGGAGAAAUACAACGAGAGCAGCGUUUUCCUGGACUUGGAAAACUUUAAAACCCAUGACUUCCUCUUGAUUCAUGGCUCCGGAGACGAUAAUGUUCACUACCAGCAUUCUCUAUUGCUCGCCAAAUUGCUGCAAAAAAAGGAUAUUCAAUUCGAGGAGCAGACUUACACCGAUGAGAACCACGGAAUCGGUAAUGCUCUGCCGCAUUUGUACCACACCAUUGAUGCCUUCUGGAUCAACUGCCUAAACCUAGAUGUCUACGAAGACGCAGUAUAGU